UCACUUAUACCACUCUAGACUUUUAUAUAGUAUGGUACAUGUUUCCGGAACAUUUACAUUUAACAAAGAUAUACAUAUACAACUUUAACACAAACACUGUUCCGGCUUAAUUGAAUUUUCUUAACUUUAGUAGUCUAUAAAUACCGUUUUCAAAGAAAAGGAAGUAAAUUAAUAAAUGCAAUAUUUAAGUGGAUAUAAAUCUUAAAUCUUGUCGUGAGAAAGAAAUGAAAUUGAUAAUAAUAGGAUAAAAUGGCGGCUAAGGAUGGUGACAAUGCAUCGGAUGAAAUUAUAGACAGCAAAUGCUCUGUGUGUGCUGGGAAAAAUAUAAAGCGAGAAGCUGAAAAAUACUGUGUAGAAUGUCAGGACUAUUACUGUAUACCAUGCACAGACACGCACAAAACUUUUCCGGCAUUGAGAGGACAUAAAUUGCUGGAUAAAGCUGAUUUCAGUACACAUGGUCUACAGUCAUCGUUACCGUCUUUUCCAACAGAGAGAUGCCUGAUUCAUAAAGCGAAACUUUUGGACAUGUUCUGUAAGAACCAUGAUGAGGUUGUCUGUGCCACUUGUGUUGCUAUAAAUCACAGAGCAUGCCGAGAUAUACACUCUGUUCCGGAUGAAGCUGACAAUCUAUACAAACAAUCAGCUUCUGAUCAAACCAAGAAAGAACUUCUCGCAUCAAAGAAAGCUUUAGAUGAUAUAAGAAAGACCAAACAGCAACUCCUCAGUGACCUAAAGAAACAAAAGCAGAGAGCAACUGAUUCUAUCAUUACCUACAGGAAAGAACUGGAAGCCGAGCUCAAGAGACUUAAAACAGAAUCACUUAAAGAAGUUGAUGCACAGUAUAAUAGUAUGGAAAGAGGUCUACAGAAUGAGAUCAAAGAAGCAGAGCAACAUAUUGAUGCCUUGGAACAAUCUGCUGCCAAGCUGCAAAAGUCCGAAGGAAAUAAAGCCCAAGAAUUUGUUUGUGUCAAAACUGCUCAGAAAAAAAUUCUUACAGCUAAAAGGUCUACAAGUAAAAAACAAACGGAAGUGAAAAUAAGUUUUUCUGCUGAUAUGGAAGUCAAAAACUACCUUAAACAGUUAAAGUCAUUUGGACAGGUGUCUGCUGCAGAAGCAACUUACCAGCCAAGAAACACAAUGUACAAAGUAAAACAGAAAAGUAAUAUUGAUAUUCGGCUUACAGAAGACAAAUGUUCAUGCAGUAUAUUUGGAUCCUGUUUUACUGAGGAUGGCUCGUUGCUACUUGCUGAUAGCAAAAAUAACAAACUGAAAUAUCUGGAUGUGUCUACAGAUACCAUCAUAAAUGAUCUAGAUCUGGAGGCAGAACCUACUGCGGUAUGUCUAACCAGUGAACAAGAAGCUGCAGUAAGUCUGAACAACAAGACCAUACAGUUUGUAUCACUAGGAGACAAGAUGGCAACAACAAGGAAACUGAAGAUGGGUCAUAACUGUUAUGGUUUGGCCUUCUAUGAUGGGAAAUUUUUCAUAUCUAAUGAAGACGAAACAGUUUAUAUUCAUGAUAUAAAUGGCACCAUGUUACAUAAAGUCACAGCUGACCAAUCAGGCAACCCAAUUUUCAGCGACAUCAAACAUGUAAGUGUGGGUACAAACAGAGACCGAGUGUAUGUGACUGAUAAUGAUACAGGUGUGAUAACUUUAGACAUACAGGGAAAUUAUCUAUCAACAUUCACUGAUCCUGAUUUAGUUUAUCCUCAGGGAGUAUGUACAGAUAAGAGAGGAAACAUUCUGGUCUCUGGGUAUGGAUCAUCAAAUAUUGUCCAGAUAAGUGAGGAUUCAAAAACAAAGAUUGGCAUAUUAAAAACAGAAAUAUAUCCAUUAUCAGUCUGUUUUGAUCCAUACCAGAACAGACUAGUUGUAACUCAUAAUGAAAGCAAUACUAUAGAAGUCUAUGAGCUGGAGUAAAAUACAUUUACUGCUGCUGAUAUAACAACUACAAACACUGAAUGUCACUUACCUUUUAAGUCAUAAAACACAAUUAAAGUCAUUAUUUACAUUGUAAUGAUAAAAUAUUAUUUAUAGCAAGACAUAAUAAAAUGAGUUUAACACAUAAAAUAGGAUUAUAUAAAUAUUAGGGAUGGCAACGAAUAUUAGAAUACUUGAAUAUUCGUUUAUGACACGAAUAUUCGAAUACUGUUUCACUAUUCGAAUAUUCGGAAAAAAUAUAAGAUCAUAAGAAAGAUAUAAAAACCUAUCGAAGGAACCAGUAUGUUCGUCUAUCUAAUUUACCCAAAUUCGCUUUCAUAUACGCGCGAAAAUGGCUUCUUUUCGGUAGGUGCGAACCGAACCGUAUGUAAUUAGAAAUCAUCAGGAAGCACUUGAACUAAUGACUCGGAUUUCAAAGAUGAACAAGCGAUGAGAACGAUUAGUCAAUCUUAAUUCGACAAUGUCUGAAUUACUUCUGGUGUAAACGAAAGUAGAAUUGAUGCAGAUCGCUGCUAAGGACCAUUCGAAUAUUCGAAUAUUCGUUCGGAAGGUUGACCGAAUAUUCGCCUUACCAAAAUUGCUAUUCGUUGCCAUCCCUAAUAAAUAUCUAAAAAUAAAAUGAAAGAUUUUUACUGCACAGAUUUAUUUAAGAAUUCUAACAAGAGCAAAACUACCUAAGAGCAGUUAGUAAAGUAUAGAUAUAUUUCGUUAAGAAUUAUAUGAAUAACUUUUCAUUUAAACAAGAGGGCCAUGAUGGCCCUAUAUAGCUCACUAGAGUUAAUUAUUAAGACAAACAUUCUGACAAAGUUUCAUAAAGACUGAGUCAAAAUUGUGGCCUCUAAAGUGUUCAAAAGUUUUUCCUUUGAUUUGACAGGGUGACCUAGUUUUUGAUCCCACACGACCCAGAUUCGAAUUUGACCUAGAAAUCAUCAAGGCAAUCAUUGUAACCAAGUUUCAUCAGUAUUGUGUCACAACUGUGGCUUCUAGAGUGUUAACAAGCUUUUUCUUUGAUCUGGCCUUCUGACCUAGUUUUUGACCCCACAUGACCCAGUUUCGAACUUGACCUAAAAAUCAUUAAAAAAAACAUUCUGACCAAGUUUCAUAAAGAUUAAGUCAAAAUUGUGGCCUCUAAAGUGUUUACAAGUUUUUCCUUUGAUUUGACGGAUUGACCUAGUUUUUGAACCCGUAUGUCCCAGAUUUUAACUUGAACUAGAAAACAUCAAGAAAAUCAGUCUGACUAAGACUCAUAAAUAUUGGGUCACAGCUGUGGCCUCUAGAGUGUUCGCAAACUUUACCUUUGAUCUGGCCUACUGACCUAGUUUUUGAACCCAUAUGACGCAGUUUUACAAGACAAUCAUUCUGACCAAGUUUCAUAAAUAUUGGUUUACAACUGUGGCCUCUAGAGUGUUCAAAAGCUUUUCCAUUGAUCUGGCCUUGUGACCUAAUUUUUGACCGCACAGGACCCAGUUUCAAAUUUGAACUAGAAAUCAUCAAGAUAAAUAUUAUGACAAAGUUUCAUAAAGAUUGAGUUAAAAUUGUGGCCUCUAAGGUGUUCACAAGUUGUUCCUUUGACUUGACCGGGUGACCUAGUUUUUGACCCCACAUGACCCAAAUUCAAAUUUGACCUAGAAAUCAUCAAGGCAAUUAUUCUGAGAAAGUUUCAUAAUAUUGGGUCACAACUGUUGCCUCUAGAGUGUUCACAAGCUUUUACUUUGAUCUGGCUUACUGAACUAGUUUUUGAACCCACAUGACUCAGUUUCAAACUUGACCUAUAGAUCAUCAAGACAAAAAUUGUGGCCUCUAGAGUGUUCACAAGCUUUUCCUUUGAUUUGACGGGUUAACCUAGUUUUUGACCCCAAAUGAUCCAGAUUCAAAAUUGGCCUAAAACUCAUCAAGACAAUCAUUCUAACCAAGUUUCAUUAAUAUUGGAUCACAACUGCGGCCUCUAUAGUGUUCACAAGCUUUUUCUUUGAUCUGGCCUACUGACCUAGGUUUUGACCCCACAUAACCUAGUUUCAACCUUGACCUACAGAUCAUCAAGACAAACAAUCUGACAAAGUUUCAUAAAGAUUGAGUCAAAAUUGUGGUCUCUAGAGUGUUCACAAGCUUUUCCUUUGAUUUGAUUGGGUGACCUAGUUCUUGACCCCACAUGACGCAGAUUCAAACUUGACCUAACACUCAUCAAGACAAUAAUUCUGACCAAGUUUCAUAAAUAAUGACCUAGUUUUUGACCCCACAUGACACAGUUGCACUCUUGACCUAGAGAUCAUCAAGACAAACAUUCUGACCAAGUUUCAUAAAGAUUGAGUCACAAAUGUGGCCUCUAGAGUGUUCACAAGGCAAAUGUUGACAGACGACGGACGUCACACGACGCGCGACGGACGACGGACGCCGGACAAAGACCGGUCACAAUAGCUCACCUUGAGCACUUUGUGCUCUGGUGAGCUAAAAAUGUUACAAUUCAUUUAAAGUAAUAAAAAAAAAACACUUCAAAGGCCCAUGUAUGAUGUUUGGGCUCCCGAUCCAAUUUUGUUUUUAAAUGCAUCAUUACAUUAUAAAAUAUGUCUAUUUUCUUGAUUUAGUUGCCAAAUAUCUGAAUAAAGUCAGUAUUUUAAAAAAAAUACUGAUUUAUAUAUAUAUGCGUCCAAGUGUGUGAAUAUUUGGUUUAUGAGGGGGUAUGAUUAAAAAAGUGCCAUACUGAAGUUAUUAUUUACUUAAAUUAGAACUUGACCUGAUCAUUCAUUGCUAAUACAGGGUACAAUUCAUUUUGACAUUUAAUACCCAUUAUAAUACUUGAAUAAGAAAAACAAUAUAAAGGGAGAUAACUCUUCUUUACUCAAAACAGCUGAAAAGUCAUUGUGUUCACUGCGGUAGCGCUUUCAUACUGUCGCACUGACAGACGGAAUGUGUGACGUCACGCUCUAUGUAUAGACUGGCUGAAAAGUAAGGUAAAAAUUGUAUUUUCUCAAUUUUUCAAAAUAAAGACACAUCAAGAAAUGUUUAUUGUUUUAUAUCUAUUUUAUCUUAUUUUGUAAGUUUAGAACUUGUCAUGGUUACAAAUCUAAUUACUUGUUACCAUGGUAACAGAUUGAUUUUGUAUGCAUUGUUUUUAAAAGCAUCCAUUAUUUCUCCUCAAAUGCUUGUAAAUGACCUUGUCAAAUCAGUGUAAAACAAACAGCAGGUUGACCUGAUACUAUAAGAUUUUCAGCAAAGCAUUUGAUAAAGUGAGCCAUGAGAAAAGUGUCAGCUGGACUUGGAUAUGGAAUUCAAUUCUUCCAAGUGUCAAAUUAUCCGCGUCAAAAGAAGGAAAUAUCCUAUUCCCUCAUAAUACCACCUGCAUAAUACAUUACUAGAAUCUGUCACCUCAACAGAAUACCUUGUCGUGGAUAUCUCAAACGAUCUGUCGUGGGACGCCCAUAUAAAUAGGUCAAAUCAAACUCCAUGGCAUAUCAGACCCUCGUCAGACCACAGCUGGAAUAUAGUUCCGAAGUCUUGUCUCCAUACACACAAACCAAAACAGACCAAAAUAGAAGCGGUCCAAAGACGGGCAGCACGUUGGGCUAUGUCUGACUUUGGCCGCAACUCCACUGUCACUGGCAUGCUAUACAGUCUAAAAUGGCGCAGGCUAGAUCUCCGGCGCCUUAACACCCGACUCUCUCUAAUGUGUAAAAUCUC
Molecule: messenger RNA, 5619 nt
Organism: Mercenaria mercenaria
Lineage: Eukaryota; Metazoa; Mollusca; Bivalvia; Venerida; Veneridae
Exons: 2
Coding region: 250-1923 (557 amino acids)
Molecular function (GO): zinc ion binding
Source: RefSeq, a predicted model, not a curated record